Molecule: messenger RNA, 3864 nt
Organism: Chiloscyllium plagiosum (whitespotted bambooshark)
Lineage: Eukaryota; Metazoa; Chordata; Chondrichthyes; Orectolobiformes; Hemiscylliidae
Product: von Willebrand factor A domain-containing protein 3B-like
Source: RefSeq, a predicted model, not a curated record
AGUUAAAAAUGGUGAAAGCACAGGAGAAGAAUUCACUUUUUGAACUUAACGUGCAGACUCUCGUUUCAUCAUCAAAAUGGCUUCAGCUACAUGGACUCAAGAGAAACAGGUUGACCCUGUCUCAGAUCUUGUCACAGAUUGGAUUUAAACAUAGAGAAGAAUUUGAUUAUGGAUUGCAGAAGCCCGUGUCAUCAUGUUAUGGUGAAGGCUUGUUCCAGCAAUAUGUGAGAAAAGAUGGUAGGAUUUACAAUCUAACAGCCAGUAAGGAACAGCUUCAGCAGUUUGCUGUCGCUCUCACUCUGGCAAUACGAUGCUUCCAACGACGAUUGGAGUGGCUGACCAGUGGGAGUAAACAGUUUUUUGGUGUAAUACAGGAACAUUGCAUAGUCAUCGUCUUAGACUUUGCCCCCAUGCCUCAGAGGCUGUUUCAGCUUUCUCUCGAUGCCCUUUGCAUGGUUCUCCAGGAACAGGCAGCACUGAUUGGGAAAAUUAAUCUUAUCAGGGCAGCUGAUGAAAUGGUUGUAUGGCAGGAGAAAGCUGUACCUGUUACUGCACAGACAAUAGGCUCAGCAAUUGAUUGGAUAAGGAAUCUUCACCAAAUGCCAACUACUAGCAAGACAAGUUCGGUGGAGGCUGUGUUACAAGCGACAAGCGAUAAUACUAUUGAUGCAGUUUACUUUUUCACUGCUGGUGAUGGUCCUGAGGCGAUGAGAGAGCUUUUGCGACGGAAGUUGGCUACAAGCUCAUGCCCAGUCCACACUGUAUCAUUCAAUGCCAAGGAGGAAGGCACAAUUCAGUUCCUGAAAGAUUUGGCUCAUUUAACUGCAGGAAGAUUUCAUGCAUUUGCACCAAUCAGUGAAUGUGACGAAGAUGAAACUGUUUCCACCAAUGACAUGAAAGACAGAGAUACCGAGGCCCCAAAGACCCCAAGGAAACUGAUUGGAGGUUUGUCACCAGGGGCUGGAGUCAGAGAAGAUGUGUUCCUUAUCUGGAACGAAAUAGAGGAGGCUAAGAGCACAUUGGCAGAAGUUCACACCCUCUUAAUGGAAGCCCCUCAGUCUGUGUUUAAUGCAGUCUCUGAUUAUCAGCCAGUGACACAGACAAACUCAGAGGACUGCAUAACUUCAAAGAAAUGGCUUGAAAAGUAUGGAUUGAAGGUGCGGAGAUUAUCUUUCUACGAUGCCCUUGCGGAUUGUGCUUUUCGACAUUCUGAUGGUGUAGUGGAUAUAAAAGGGAAGCCUGUGAAUGAAAACCUGCAGACUGAUGCAGAAACUAGAGUGAAACUGGUGAACGCCAAAUACUGUGGCCGCUUUGCACACACUCGAUGGAAGAACGGCUCUGUAAUGCAUGUUUACAUAACUGCAGAGAAACGCAAACAGUACAAACAGAGAAUGAAGACUGCAUUGGACCAGAUCCAAAGGAGAAUUGACUGGCUUCAGCAGGGGAGUAGGGUGCUCUUUGGGACUAUAAUUGAGGAUCAGAUUUACAUCCUAAUUGACACCUCUCAAUCCAUGGAAGAUAAAAUGGAGAUGGUGCAAAGAAAGAUCUAUCAACUCAUGCAGGAACAACUUCGACACAAGACCAAAUUCAAUUUUGUAAAGUUUGGCUCCAGAGCUGAUCCGUGGCAGGAGAAGCUGGCAGAAGUAAAUGAAGAUAAUCUGGAAAAGGCAUGGUCUUGGGUUAAAGGCCUCCAGGUCGGGGGUUCCACAAAUACUUUGGGAGCAAUACGACUUGCUCUUGCUGAUGGUGGGACUCAAGCUGUUUAUCUCCUCACCGAUGGAAGACCUGACCAGCCUCCGAAAACCAUUAUUGCUCAGGUACAGCUCGUCUGCCUUGUCCCUAUCCAUUGCAUUUCAUUUAACUGCAAUGAUGUUGAAGCCAAUGAGUUUCUAUUUGAGCUUUCCGCGAAUACAGGUGGACGGUUCCAUUGCUAUAGCAGUGAUAUGACAGUGCCUUCUAACCCUCCGCCAUUUCAGAGUGAAGAUAUUUGCCUUUUGAAGAAAGAAAUGGAGAAGGGGAGAAAUGAUUUGGAGAAGGUAGAAAAGCUGUAUGCUGAAUGUGUAAUGCUGGACUGGUAUUACAACGGGGAAGAAACCAGUCUAAAACACGAUAUCAAUGCUGAUGAUCGAACCGGGAGUGACGAUACAUCUCAGCGACAUUCUCUAAAUGCUAAGUCACUUUUGAGACCCAAAUCAGCUGCGGAUUGGACACCAGCUACACAUCGAAACCACAGGGAUCGGUACCAUGUUUAUAGCGCAGAUAGUGGCAAGAGAUCAAAAGAACUACAAAGGAAGAAAGCUCUACAUGCUGCUCAUACCAAGUCCAGCUUACUCCGGAGUUUGAGCAAUGGUGUUAAAAUUGAUGAGAAUCUGGUGGAUGAGUGGCUGCUUCCAGAAAACAAGGAGCUGUUCGUAAAUAACCACAACAAGGAAAUGAAAGUUCUGAAAAGCCUCAGUUUGAUUGAAAGCAAACCUUUGACAAAAAAAGGAAGCAGACCAGCUAAAAACUCUCUGGAUAUUUCUUCAGCCUGCUGGCUGAAGACAAAUAGCUUACUUGCAAAGAGACUCACCAUAAUGGAUGCACUUUCACCGACGGCUGUAGCUCAAACUUCCAAAUAUGUCCCAAUCUUAGACAAGUAUAUUGUGUCCAAAGUCUUUGAUGAGAUGCUACCAUUAGCCCAUGUGAGCAACUGCAAGAAGCAGAUCACACUCAUUAAUCCAUUGGGUGUGAACCUGAAACACUACAAAAAAAGACUCCUCCACGCUAUCCAUUGCUAUGAAAAGCGUCUAAAUUUAAUUGUAUGGAGAGCAUUAUCUCAGGAGGAGCGAGAUAAGUUCAAUAGUGAUAAACCAAUCUCAUUUGGAGACCACAGAGAGGCCUUACUGCAAGCAUUGGACAGAAUGGAUUGGCCUAUUGCUCAGGAAGAUAUUACAUUAUUGGAAGAUGAAAUCCAGACUGGUUAUACAUAUAAACAACAGACCUUGGACCUCCAGAAGGCUGUUCGAGAAAAGGAGCCAGAAAACAUGCAUCAUGUUCCCAGGAACCAUAGUCCCAGUGUACAGAACGCCACAAAACAGGACAGAAGAAGAUUGGAUGCACUCAGAGGUCAGAGGGUAAUUGCAAGGUCAGAAGUUGAUGGUUUUUAUUACCCAGGAAUUGUGACUAAGUGUGUUGGUGCAAGGAAAGCCAUAAUUGACUUCAUGAAAGGAGACACCCAGAUUACAUCAACCAGAUUUUUAAUUUGUGUUGGGGGAGCUUCACCCUGUCCCUCAUUGAAAAUGGGAGACUUUGUUUUGGUUCAUAGUGAUUCAGAGGCUGGAAAUGAUUUCUAUUUACCUGGGAUUGUCAUAGCAACUCCAAACAGAGCAGCACCAGAUGACAAAUUUUAUACAGUUUUGAAAUAUAAUAAUAGAAAGGAACAUUCAUUUCGUGGUGAACUGAUUAAAAUCAGCAAGACGCAAUAUAACUCCAUCAGGCAUUACAUACAAGAGGCUCAGAUGAUAGAUCGCACAAUACCCAAUGUGCAGUUUGUAAAGCCGAUUCCUAAACAAGUAUUACAACAUGAAGAAGACUCUUCAUCUUCAGAGGAAGAACGAUGCAGGGCAAAGAAGAAGGGAGUUAAAAAGCAUCAUGGUAGACAAAGGGAUUCUACAGAUAAUGAUGAUAAUGAAUGGCAGUCGGCCUUUGGGUCAGAGUUUGAACUAAAAGGGACAAGUUCCUCAAUUGAUGAAGAUAGUUAUGAUGGUACAUUUUGCUUUCAUACAGAAUCAGGAUAAUUGGUUUCUCAAUAGGGAUGGUAAAUGUAAUCAAAUGGAUUGCAAUGUUUGUGCGAAGAUUUGUAGCUCGGAUGCUCGUUGUUGUGGU